Scheffersomyces coipomensis is the source of this 1002-nucleotide messenger RNA. Its product is annotated as putative transport vesicle protein. The transcript has 2 exons. The coding region runs from base 1 to 1002 and encodes 333 amino acids. Gene Ontology annotation, cellular component: Golgi membrane. The record is from RefSeq and is a predicted model, not a curated record. Lineage: Eukaryota; Fungi; Ascomycota; Pichiomycetes; Serinales; Debaryomycetaceae. Gene Ontology annotation, biological process: vesicle-mediated transport; mitotic spindle elongation.
AUGGAGAAUGUAGCAGCUCCACGUCUAGGUGGGAUAGUACGGGAUCUUUAUGAUGUCGCUCAGCGAUUCUUAGAUUGGUAUCAACAGCAAUCAGUUAUCAAGAGGGUUCUUCUCGGAAUCUUAGGAUGUAUCGGGGUCAUGGGUGGUAUACUAAUGUUAAUUUUUCACAAAUACUUUAUAGACGCAUUGGUUUAUGUGGCGGACUCAUGGCAUGAUUUAAGUUAUGGUGGAGUGAUAUUGUUCUUGCUAGUAUUCUUUGUUUCAUUUCCACCAUUGCUUGGGUUCUCUGCAUUAUCAAUUUUAACUGGAAUGGUUUAUGGAUUUCCAAAUGGUUGGCCAUUGUUAGCAGUGGCAUCAUUACUGGGAUCAGUAUGUUCUUUCCUUUUCACAAGAUACUGGUUACAUGAUUAUGCUAUUAAGUUAGUCAAUAAAGAAGAAAUAUUUAGAGCAUUCGCGGAGAUUUUGAAGGAAGACAAAUCAUUAUAUUUACUUAUAUUAUUAAGAUUAUGUCCAUUACCUUAUUCAUUAUCAAAUGGUGCAUUGGCGGCUAUUCCAGAACUUCCUAAUCUUGGUGAUGAAACAAAUACCACAGCAACUAAAUUCGUUGAUUUCUUAAGUAUUGUAUUAACAGGAUUGGCCGCAAGUGUUACAACUUAUGUUAUUUAUAAUAAAAUGCCAAGUAAAUUACAAGGAUACCACAAUAGCCAUAGUCAAACAGGUUUCCCGCCUGUGGGAAGUGAGAAUUAUGAUAGAAUCAUAUUUGGAGAUUUUGAAGAUGAUUUGGAGUUAGGUGCAACUAGUGAAAUAGAAUUGAAUUCAGCUGAUUUUGAUGAUGACAAUUUUAUAAUUCAAGAUGAGGAUGAUGUUAUUGUUAACGAUCAAACACCAUUGACCGGCCAAUCAGAGCCAUUGGGACACAAUUUAAGCAUAAUGAAGGAUAACGACAAGGAUAUAAUUAUAGAGGAAGAAUUACCAAAUAAAAUAAAAUCUAGGGAUUACUGA